AUGGAUGGUGAUCAGUAUAUUUUGGAAAUACAAGAAACUGUUUUUUUAUCCAAUUCAGAUGUAACUAUUCAAAAUUUUAUUCCUGAUGAGCCAGACUCAAUUAUAAUCCAAGAUGGUAUUGAAAACUUUGUUAUUGAAGAUGUUUGUUAUUCACCUAUUUUAGAGGAAACAGAUAUAUGUGAUAACAUUAUCAUUCCUGAGCAAGUGCUUGAUUUAGAUAUAACUGAAGAAUUGUCUUUAGCACAGUUCCCAGUUCCAGACAUUUUAGGUUCUAGUUUUACAUCAACCUCAUUGACUAUGUCUGAACAUGUGUUGAUGAGUGAAGCUUUGCACAUGUCUGACGUGGAACAUAUUGAGCAUGUGAUUCAUGAUAGCAUAGUAGAAGCAGAAGUCAUCAGUGAUCCUCUGACAGCUGACAUUUCAGAAAUAUUAGUAGCAGAUUGUGCUUCUGAAGCAGUCUUAGAUUCCAAUGGUAUGCCUUUGGAGCAACAAGAUAACAUCCAAGUCAACUGUGAGUACUAUUUUAUAAUUUCUUUGGAUGACACUGACAAAACAGAUCCUGAAGAUUCAACUGAUGUUACCAUUCAUGCAGAGCCAGAAAUUGAUCCUUGUACAUUGGAUGGCACAUGUCCUGAAGUUAUCGAGGUGUAUAUUUUUAAAGCUGACCCCAGAGAAGAUGACCUAGGUAAGGAGGAAAACUUAUAG
Messenger RNA from Microtus oregoni (creeping vole), 705 nucleotides. RefSeq names its product zinc finger Y-chromosomal protein 2-like. Gene Ontology annotation, biological process: regulation of DNA-templated transcription. The record is from RefSeq and is a predicted model, not a curated record. The transcript is spliced from 2 exons. Lineage: Eukaryota; Metazoa; Chordata; Mammalia; Rodentia; Cricetidae. Gene Ontology annotation, molecular function: metal ion binding; DNA binding. The coding region runs from base 1 to 705 and encodes 234 amino acids. Gene Ontology annotation, cellular component: nucleus.